AUGGAGCAAAUCGAAACUCAUUUUCAAGAAACCACUGAUAAUUUUCAUAGCACUAUAAGCUCCCUAAGUUCUGCAUGUGAGAAUACAUUUCUUAAAGAAAUUGAUCGUGAUUCAGACAUCGGCGAUUCCAUUCGUGAAGAAAUUGAAAAAAAGUACAAGAAAUCGUCUGUCAAUUCUAACUACAUAUUCCCUAGGCAAAAACGGCAAAGGUCUAAAACAAGCAUCCAUAAAUUUUUGCCGUCUCCAAAUUCAAGUUCAAUCAAGCAGCAUUUAACAUUUGAGAAAUCUCUCCCCAUCAUCAAUAAAGGGCCAAAAACUCAAAAUGACACAAUCCCUCCUUAUCCCUCAAAUAAAUCAAAAAUGAUCCUUUCAAGCUAUAAAAAAACAAAUUUGAUUGAUAAAAGAAAUUAUGCGACAAUCUAUGAUAAUUCAAAUAAUUAUAAAAAAAUAAGCAUGAAGCAGGCUUCUCAGAAACGAAUACCAAUUCAUGAAAGAACUAAAAGUGAAGCAGUUAGAUCUAGAACCCCUGCAUAUCCUUUAAGAGAAAAAUCACCUGAAAAGUCUCCACCGAAGUAAAAUGUAUUUAGAAAUAUCCAAAUGAAAUCAAGUGUUAAGUCUUUGUCAAAAGAAAAUCCUUACAGAAUAACAACUAAAGUUUCACGAGUUUCAAUGAAAUCUUCUCAGCAUCACUAUGCAUACUCGGUGGAGGAUUUUGUGUAUGUUCCUGCUGUGUAUUAUGGGAAAUAA
Molecule: messenger RNA, 747 nt
Organism: Blepharisma stoltei
Lineage: Eukaryota; Ciliophora; Heterotrichea; Heterotrichida; Blepharismidae
Source: the annotation of a GenBank genome assembly